This is a messenger RNA of Marmota monax (woodchuck), 12934 nucleotides long. It is a transcript of the gene Ston1, whose product is annotated as stonin 1. Bases 2030 to 4237 code for a protein of 735 amino acids. Gene Ontology annotation, molecular function: clathrin-cargo adaptor activity. The record is from RefSeq and is a predicted model, not a curated record. NCBI's taxonomy places the organism in Eukaryota, Metazoa, Chordata, Mammalia, Rodentia, Sciuridae. Gene Ontology annotation, cellular component: AP-2 adaptor complex; synaptic vesicle. Gene Ontology annotation, biological process: clathrin-dependent endocytosis; synaptic vesicle endocytosis; regulation of endocytosis. The transcript is spliced from 4 exons.
CUGGAUUUAAGGGUGUAUUGUGUGUUCUCUAGUUCUGUGUUCCACACCUGCCAUGUAUGUUAUGAGGAAAGCUCCCUCCUCCUCCUCAAGGCUCUCAAGCACAUUAGUAUCCUAUAGGCUGUGCAGAGGGUAGCCAUGAAGAGACCUGUCAAUCUUUUAAACCAGGAAUUCUCAAUUGCAUGUGACACUGGGUCUUUUUUCCCUACCCUAUUAACUUCUCUCCAUUUUGGAAGAUGCUGUCUUCAAGGACUGGGUGACUUAUAAACAAGAGAUUCAUUUCUCAUAGUUCUGGAGCUGGGUGUCUGAGAUCAGGGUGCCAAAAUGGUCGAGUUUGGCCAAGGUUGCAGAUGGCCAACUUCUCAUCUUUGGCUUGGUAUCUGUUCAUACUGUUGUCAGAGAUAAACAGCGGGACCUUAAAAUGCUGAGGAUAGAUUUUCAUUGGUGAUAACUAUUGCAUUAGGGGAAAGAGUCCAGCAUGAACUGAACUUAAUUUGUAUAGAAAUGACUGAGACUUCUGAAGGGAGAUUGAGCCCUGUAGAGUCAGGAAGUGAAAAAAUUACACAACAUGGGAAGGGCAUUGGUCCAAGUGAAACCCAUUUAAGUUUGCAAACUGGUGUUUAUCAAAGUUGGCUUCUACCCUCCCAUCAAGCCUGGAAAACGGGAACCCUACCUUCAGGUGUGGGCUGAAACAAACAGUAAACUCUUCAGGCAGCCUUGAGUUUUGUCAAGCAGGCACUUUAAGGGAGGCCAGUAUCAUUGGAGGGAUGCAGCCUUGAACCAUAAGAAGCCAUGUUUGUUCUUGUUCAAGGCUUUAUAGGUCAGAGUCGACAGGCCUGUUUAAGAAGGAGGCUCUGAUCCUGCCUAGAGUCUGGUCAAAGAGAGAACCUCUGUCAUUCCUCCCAAAAUGUAGGAAAUUAACAGAUUAUAAAAUAAGCUUAAAGAAAUAACCAGGACCCAAAUUCAAUGCCAGAAAAAUGAAGGUUAACUGCCACAGGGGAGAGGCAGGGUGGGCAGCUGAGCUGGAAUCAGAGCCGAUAGUAUUACAAGGCAUGGGGAGAUUAUGCUGUGGCUUAAUAUUUUACAAAUGGUAUUUCCUGUUGCAUAGCUUACCUAAAUACCACAGGUUUGGAUGGAACAUUAUGGACUGUACAACAUAAGUGUUAAUAGUAUAGCUCAUGUGGACUGGUUACUUCUCCAUGACCUAAAAUGAAGUGAGGCUUUUCAUUUUCCUUGACGUCUUGUUUCCUUUCUGUUUCAAACAUUUACUUUUCCUUUUAAAGGGAAAACUUCUGUAGGAAUGAUAUUUGAAACAUUGUCAUAGCAUAGUAAACCUUUAAGAGAAUUCUCCACAAUGAGUUUUUACACACUGGUCUGCCUGACUUUGUUUCCACCGUAUGCAUCCUGGGGGAGCAGUUCGGGUAACUGGAUUGCACUCCUCCAACCACACAAAACAAGACUAGGGUUUUUCAAGUGUAGCUCCAGUCUAGUUGUAUCGCUCUGGAGGAAUCUGGCACUGUGGGGAAUCUGAGAAUUCCUUAUUUGGGAAACAGCCAAUGAAACCACACAGAUACCGACAUUAAGACAUUCUUUCUCUGGAUUAUGCAGUAUUGUUACAGAGCAAAAAGUCAGAGGCAUAAAAGACUAAAUUCGGUCUUAUGCAAAGGCUAGGGUGUUCUUGGGAAUCCAGAUGUGUUCCUGAGGCAUGAGGAAAAUUGAGCCCAACAGUGACAGUUGGGCUCGGGGCUGAUACCAGGAGGAAACAGAUAGGCAUUGGUGAUGACCUCCUGAGCUCCAACAAAUACUUCCUCAGCCUCAGUCCUCCCUCAGCAUCUGGCGGUUACAAGAAGCCAGAUGCUAGGGACACACUGGAGGGUGUUCUCCACAGACAUAUUGAAAGGGACCGUCAUCAGCUGCAAAUGGCCUGGAAUGCUGCUUUGCCAACCCAACGCAUCUGAUCUGAUUUCUUCAAUCUGCAGGAGAAGAGACAACAUAUCUGGUUCCUUGACAAGGCCACAGCCUCCUCCUGAAGAUGUGCUCCACAAACCCAGGCAAUUGGGUCACCUUUGAUGACGACCCUGCUUUUCAGUCUUCUCCAAAGUCCAAGAAUUUCCCUCUGGAGAAUCAAAGUGUCUGUAGACCAAAUGGACUUAAACUGAACCUGCCUGGUCUCAGAGAAUUUCCCAGUGGGCCUUCCUCCACCAGCAGUACCCCGCUGUCUUCUCCCAUUGUUGAUUUUUACUUUAGUCCGGGACCUCCAAGUAAUUCUCCCCUUUCUACACCAACCAAAGACUUCCCAGGUUUUCCCAGCAUCCCUAAAUCAGGGGUUCAUGUCCUUUAUCCCAUUCCAGAAUCUUCUCCAAACUGUCCACUUGUGCCAGCAGGAACAGGUUCCUCCUUAUUGUCUACUAAGUCCACCUGUGUCUCCCAGGCUUUCGUACCUAAGGACCCCUCAUGUACACCUCCAGCUCCCAGAGUGGGUCUCUCAGAUGAAACGAGUCCUCAGCAGGCUGAAGGUGGAGGUCUGCAAAGUGAUGCUCCCCAGUUUCAGUAUUUUCAGGAGGACUGCGCUUUUUCAAGUCCAUUUUGGAAAGAUGAAGGCAGCACUUCUCAGUUCACCUUUGACCCCUUGGGAAGCAGAAAGACUUUCUCAUCAAGAGACAGGGAGAUGCCUAUGGAUCAAAAAAGCCUAAAUAAAUGUUCCCUUGACUACAUCUGUGAGAAGCUUGAACACUUCCAGUCAGCCGAGCACCAAGACCCUCUUGGAAAUUUGUCUGCGCAGUGUCCCUAUGCCGAAGACUCUAUCUCUUCCUUUGUCCCCCAUACGCUUUUCAGGAGUCAGCCCAAAGCCGGAUGGUCCUUCAUGCUGAGAAUCCCUGAAAAGAAGAACAUGAUGUCUUCCCGGCAAUGGGGCCCAAUUUUUCUGAAAGUCUUACCCGGAGGAAUUUUGCAAAUGUAUUAUGAGAAGGGCUUGGAGAAGCCAUUCAAAGAGUUCCAGCUUGACCCACAUUGCAGACUUUCUGAACCCAAAGUUGAGAACUUUAGUGUGGCGGGGAAAAUCCAUACUGUGAAGAUUGAACAUGUGUCUUACACAGAAAAAAGGAAAUACCAUUCUAAGACAGAAGUCGUUCAUGAACCAGACGUAGAGCAGAUGUUGAAGUUGGGGUCCACAGAGUACCGGGACUUCCUGGACUUUCUGACUACUGUGGAGGAGGAGCUGCUGAAGCUGCCAGUCGUUCCCAAACCAAAGAAGAACUAUGAGGAGCAAGAAAUUUCCCUGGAAAUUGUGGACAACUUUUGGGGUAAAGUCACAAAAGAGGAUGGGAAAUUGGUUGAAAGUGCUGUCAUAACUCAAAUCCAUUGCCUCUGCUUUGUGAAUGGGAAUGUGGAGUGCUUUUUAACCUUGAAUGACCUUGGACUGCAAAAGCAAGAUGAAUGCUGUUUUGAAAAAGAUCCAGAAAAGAAGUGGAUCGAGAUUCUUGACUACCAUUUUCAUAAGUGUGUGAAAGGACAAGAAUAUCAGCAGUCAAGAAUCGUUAAGUUUGUCCCUCUUGAUGCCUGCCGGUUUGAGCUGAUGCGUUUUAAGACUUUGUAUGAUGGGGACGAGCUUCCCUUUUCUGUGAAGUCCAUCGUGGUUGUCCAAGGCGCCUACGUGGAACUUCAGGCCUUUGUCAACAUGGCCCCGUUGGCUCAGAGGCCAUCCCACUCUACUUCCUUGAGGUGCUGUGACAAUAUAAUGAUACACUUUCCUGUCCCGUCUCAGUGGAUCAAGGCUCUCUGGACCAUGAACCUCCAGAGGCAGAAGUCCCUGAAAGCCAAAAUGAACCGCAGGGCCUGUCUGGGGAGUUUACAUGAACCUGAAUCUGAACCUGUCAUUCAGGUCACUGUGGGGUCAGCCAAAUAUGAGAGUGCCUACCGGGCUGUGGUGUGGAAGAUAGAUCGGCUUCCUGAUAAAAAUUCAAGUCCUGAUCAUCCCCACUGUCUGUCAUACAAACUAGAACUUGGAUCAGACCAAGAAAUCCCCUCUGACUGGUAUCCAUUUGCUACUGUUCAGUUUUCUAUGCCUGAGUCCUGUGCCUCAAGGACAGAGGUCAGGUCUCUGGGGAUGGAGAGCGAUGUCCAGCCACAGAAACAUGUUCAACAGCGAGCUUGCUACAACAUCCAGGUUGAAAUAGAAAAGAAAUGGAUUAAAAUCGAUGGAGAAGACCCAGAUAAAGCUGGUGGCUGCAUAACUCAGUAGAAGUACCAAGAGUGAUGAUGAUCCACACGUCAGAUAUGUAACUCAGAGAAACCACAUGAAGUUCUGCUAUUGGCUUCUGAGUGGUGGGCUUAGGACAGGCCCAGUGGCUGUGUGUACUGAAGCUUAGACCUAAAACCAAACCUUCUGUGUUUUAUGCUUUUGAUAUGUUUUGCCAUAGGGGUUUCAUCUAAAUGUGUCUAUAAUUUGUGUGAUAUUUUGCUUCUUAUUGAAACUCAAAGGCACCGUUAUCUGAAAUACGUCCUGGCAGCCAGUUUGGCUGAAAGGUUUUUGAUUUUUGAUUACUGAGUGGCUGAUUGUUUUGUACUCUGGAUUACCUGAGUGCCAUGUUUAUUAUCCCUCAGUCCCCAAUCUCUUCUUGCUGUGUUAGCAUCUGUACCAGAGGGAAAGGCAAUCAAAGAAGAUGUAAACCAAAAUACUUAACUUCCCCUUUUGCUCGUCUCUGAAACGUGCUUUAGUAGAGAAUGAGGUUGAAACCACAGCUAAAAUGGAGAUUUGGAAGUAUCAGUGGUUUUGAAUUAUUUAUAUUCCCAUCUUCUGACCACAUUGGUAAGUAAUCAUUGGCUGUAUCUGGUAGCUGUCUUUCCCUGACUCUGUUAUCAUUUGCAAAGUGUCUUUGUAUUCUGGUAUGUGCUGCAAAGAAGCUAUUCCUGUUGAUAUACAUAUUUUAGUACAAGUCACUAAGACAUAUUGCCUUUUGGUUGGUGGGAUUCCUUUCAAAAUAGAAUCAGAGUAUUGGACACUAGUUAAAAAUAUUUAUGUACAUUAAAGAUGAAUUUUAAAAGUUCAUGAAUAUUGUUUUCUAAAAGUAUAGACUCUAAGAAUGUAUUUUGAUAAAGUAUUAUUUGUAAUUAACAGAAGCCUCUCUCGAGUAGAUUCUAAAUCAUGAUUAUUUUAUGUAGUGCUGCUAUCAUGCUAUUUUAUGUUAAUUAUAUGCUUAAUUUAGAGUAUUAUUCUUUAAAAGAUGAGUAAAGUGAAAGACAUUAGAUUAUUUUACUAAUAUUUCUGAGAGAAGACAUUUCUACUCUUCAAAGUCAGGGAAAUGACUACAAUAGUUUAGUUUUUAGUGAAAAGCCAGCAUCAUUAGCACCUAUAAUACUAGUUGUAAUUUCCUUUUAGUAUUUACAGCAACAAAUCAGAAUUAUGUUUUUUAGUCUGAAAAACAAACUUCUCUGUGGUUUUAAUACACCUCCAAUAUAUGUUGAAUCUUAAAUAUGAUCAGGAGGCAUUUUUCUCUAUUUACUGGAUUGUUUUGAGUCAAAACUGAUAUAAUGUUCUUCCCAACAACAUUUUUUGUUGGCCUACAGAGUUUAUUUCCUAUGUUUUAUUUAAUAUUGUAUUACAUUCAUUUUAAUCUGUUCAAAUAACAGAUUAAAACAAACAUUUAUGAUGGUCUGUAUCAAUUAGCAGAUUUUAUUGCUUUUCAUUUUUUACUGUGAAGGCACAGAAUGCAAAAGUCAAUGGGAGAAAGGAAUUGAUGUUGUUCUUUUUAACUUCACUUGACAUAUUGCUCAUAAUAUCAUAUGUUUGAGACUCACUGUUUAUGUGUCUAGGAGGGCAAAUCUAUGUGUGUGUGUGUGGUUGUUUUUAAAAUUCCACCAUCUUUUCUUUUCAUCUGGCAUGGGCACACUCUGGAGGGACUUCAGUCUGCUCAGAACAAAUAUGGCAGUGGGCCAGAUCUGAUGCUAUACCACAAUCCCAGGGAAGUUAGCUGGGUUAAUUACUGCCAUUCCCUUCCAAGUAUGUUUUAUGGCAUCUGGCCUACAAAGAACUCACAAUCUGAUUUAGACGAACUUAAUGAAUAUUUAUACCUCAAAAUAAAUUCAACAAAGGGUUCAACUAAUUGUCUCUCAUGCUUCACAGGUUGACUAGUGUCUGUGGGUACGUCACUGCUAGGGUCGUUUACUCACAAGCCACCCAGACUUCCGGGAGCAUCUCAAGACUCAUUGUUGAAAAUAUAGUAACAAAAGACUAAAGCCCAAAUUGAGUUUCUGCAGCAAUGCAAAGGUUGAUAGCAUUAACAGCAGGGUGCUCCCACAUAAUUGUUAAUUUGCACAUUUAUUAGAACCUUAAAUAUUCAUUACUUAGUGUUAAAUUAACAUUCUGUGUAGGAAUGAGAGCCUUCUUAAUAUGAUUCUUCUGACCUUAGAAAUGGCAGGAGGUCAAAUGUGACUAUGGAGCUCUAAGUGAAAAAAAUCAGGUAGGGUCUAUUUAGAUUUAAAAAUUAGGAAGUAGAAUUUCUUUUGUCAGAAAGUAAAUAGUGAUUUUCAAGGCCUCCCCCCCCCCUCACUUUUAAAGGAAGACCGAGGGAAUAAAGGAAGAAAUACUUAUAGCAUUUUAGGUUAGUUUACUUGUUUAUUACGAGUUUGACCAUUUUGAAGUCAGUUGUUUGACACUAUGGCACAUUUCCAAAGAGAGGAGCAGUUGUGACUAGUCCCAUUCUGUUCCAAUUGUUCUAGUCUGGUCACUUUACAAAUCACAGAGUCAUAGUAACAAUAUAAAUGAGUUCACGGAUUGAUCAUCACAUGAUCAAUUAUGAAGAUCUGAAUUAAAGAAUAUUUCCUUUUUCAAUGGAAUCACAACAGUUUAUUAAAAAAGGGAUGGAAAAAGGAUAUUUUUCAGAACAUAAAGGCUAAAAUUUUUGACCUGAUGUAUAUUUUAGACAGUUCUAGGAGUUUAGUUCCCUUAAUUCUGGAGCUGUGCUUAUAAUACAGCCCUUUUCUUAUAAAUUCAGUUAGAAGGUCUUCCUUAACAAUGACUGUUAUAAUGUUUUACUCAAAAUAUGAUUUUGUGUCCUAUCAAUACAAAUAUAAAACAGUUUGAGCCCUAAUAAUCAUGUAACAAAGUAUUUUGUAGAUUGCAUAUUGAUUUUUCUAAAAUUAAAGAUGUAUUUCAAAUAAUUCUUGCUGUGCUAUGGACUUAUAUCUUUUGCAAGGCCUGGGGAUAUUUUUUUAAGGUGUGAAAUCAAUUUCAAUAACCUUCAAAAAUUGACUCUCUGUCAGGCAUAUGUAUAAGACUUCACUAUUAAGGAGUCAUUGAACAUGGCAUCUUGGCAUAUCCUGGAAAAAUAAUAUCAUCAAACUGUAAUUGAUGAUAUGAUAAAGGAUGAUUUUUAAAAGAGCAAAUAAUCAUGACUCAUAAAGAUAUGAAGUGAAUAUGUGCAUAAGAUUUUAUUUAACUCACUAACUAAUGAGGGAAUCCAUAAGCUGUUAUAAUUGGUUCAAUGCUGGGUGUGGUGUUACACACCUGUAAUCCUAGCAAUUUGGGAGGCUGAGAAAGGAGGAUCCUAAGUUCAAAGCCAGCCUCAGCAAUUUAGCAAGACCUUAAGCAACUUGAGACCCUAUAAAAUAAAAAAGUCAUAAGGAGUUCCAAAGAGAAUUCAAAAAAAGACAUAUAUAGGAAGUAAGGAAUUCUCAAAUGAAUUUGCCAAUAGAUACAAGAUGGGUCUAGUCAUUCUUAGGGCAACAAUAAAAAUAUAGUAUCCUCCUGUCCUAACAAUUAAUUUACAUUUCUGUGGACAAGAGUCAUGUGCAUUAAUAUCAGACUUCUAUCAUUUACAGACUCAUAAAAUAAUUCAAAGACAAAGUAAAGGUAUUGAUAACCUGCAUGAAAAUGAGAUAGGACUUCCAUUUCAAAGUCAUAUACCAUUUUUUUUGACAAUAGGCUGAACUUUGUCCACAGGAGAACAGAAUUGUACAACUUGGGCAACUUGUUUAGUAGUACUAAAGAAAUAAUGUGUAUUUAAAAGCAAAGUUUUUGAAGUUUUGAAAACUAUUUUUACCCAAUAGUGCAGAAUAUAUUUUUACCCAAUAGUGCAGAAUAUAUUUCAGAGAGCUGAGGUGGGUGCAGUGGGUAGGCCAUAAUAGAUACAAAAGUAAAUCAAUGCUGAUUAAAAAACCCUAAUGAAACCAACCUCUCUUUCCAUCAUAAGAAAACUGACAUUUGUUGAAAUUAAACUUUUAUCUAUUAAAGUUAAUAUUUCAAAACUGUACCAGGCAGAUCACCAAGCACUAUUCUAGCCAUUGCUGGUAGUGACAAGGCUUGGCUGUUGUUCUUCAGGAGCAAGGGAAAGGAUUAAGUGUCUUCGAGUGACCAUGUUUGUAACAAUGUCCCUCAAAUCCCCAUCAUUUAAUUCUUUCUUGUUCAGAUCUACCUAGGCUGCCCUGCCCGCUUCCAAGUAUCUAUGUUAUCUAUCCUAGACCCUCUAAUUCCCUGCACAAUUCUGUCCCUAGGACCUUUUGCUCCUAAAGUAUAGAACUGUGUGUAUUUGGUGAGAUAUUGAUUUUGGUAUUGACAAUUUGAUAUUUUCAUUGACAAUUGCCAGUGUUUGUCAUUCUUGCUAGCAAUUUCAUGGGGCUCAACCUAAUUACCUGUAUAUUUUCCUGGGUUAUAUGAAACAAGGAUUUUUUUCUUGUUGUAAGUAUAUUAAUAAGUUCUUGCUUAGAGCUGGCAUUGAGAUAUGAAUUUGACUGUCUUUAAUUUUUUUUUUUGGUACCGGAGAUUGAACUCAGCAGCACUUAACCACUCUGCCACAUCUCUGGCCCUUUUUUAUAUUUAUUUAGAGAUAGGGUCUCAGCUGAGUUGCUAGAGCCUUGCUGAGUUGCUGAGGCUGGCUUUGAAUUCGUGAUCCUCAUGCUUCAGCCUCCUGAGCCAUUGAGAUUACAGUCAUGUGCCACUGUACCUGCCUUGUAAUUAAUUCUUAAAGCAAGAUAGUUGCUGGUUAUCAAGCAAAUAGUUGAUUUACUAAAAAUGCCAUAGAUAAAAGUUUCAGGUAAUAUUGUGCUUUUAAGAUUAUGUUCCUUCCACCUGUAUGAGAGAAGAAAAUGGAUUAGUGUGAUUGCCCCAUGUUUUGAAAGAUUGAAAUUCAUUUCCAUGAGAAUUCUAGGAAGAAACACAAAUCGCCAUUCCACCUUGAGAUUUGCUUCUUCCCCUCAUGCCUCUGCACACCAGCACAGCCUUCCAAACCUCAGAAGGAAGGAUAGUUUAUGUAAAUAAAAGGAUUGUAUCUUGACAUUUUUCUGAGAAGCCCCCUUUGUCCUACCCAGAAUUGCUGUAAAAUCCAUGAAAUGUAACUUGCAGUACACUUUUAAAACAGAAGAGGGAACUCUCAGGCAAGCUGCUGUUACCCAGAGUCAGAAACACCAGCGUUUGAAUUUGGUGAAGCUUGUAUUUUGAUUAAUAAAAGAUCUUGAGGGCAUUUUACAAAUCAUUUCAAAGCAUCAUGAGUCCGGUGAAGUAUAAUUAAAAUUAAUGCAGUAGACAAACACUUUAAAGUAUUCUUAAUGCUUUGUCUAAAAAUGCUAUUGAAUACAAUUUUACACAUCCCAAGGAUUUAAAUACUAUGCUUAUCUCUAAACAUUUCUAUUAAGGAGACAGAAAAAUAGCAUGUUCCUUCUCCACUGAUUUAAAACUCUAAUGAGAGUUAAUAAACUCUAAAUCUUACUUAUGAAGAUUUAGAAAAUAUUGUAAUUAAUCCAUCUUGUGUGGGCAUGUAGCAAAGUCAGUGUGGUCUCUAAAAUCUAGCUCCAGCCCAGGAUUGUACUUUCAGUCUAUGGGUAAGACCAAGCAAAUAUUUGCUUGCAGAAUAUUCCAUGUUACCUUGACCCAGGGACAAGGCUUUGUUCUUUCAGUCCUCAGAAAACAGUAAUGAGCUCUUUCUCUCAGAAAUCUUUCUGGGUGGAUGUUGCCAUUCUUUUAUGAAGUCCAUUAGAACAUUCUUCUUCUAAAAAUCUUAUGUCAUGAGCAAGUCUAUGAGUGUAGCAUGAGACAUUCCCAAAGGUGUCUGCCACAAUCUGAAAUAUAGAAGUGUUGCUUAAGGCAUUGGUAGCCACAGUUUGUCACUUCUAAUAACCUCAAAAUGCUAUGUCAUUACAAUCAAUCAUCUUGCUGAUUAUUCUAAUGUUUAUUGAGUGCUUUCUAUGUGUCUACAUUUUUUCUAGACACUGGGGAUAAACAAUCACAAAACAGUUAAUUGCUGUUAUCCUAGAGGGUAUAUAAUAAUGGAGGAAGUCAGACAAUAAACAGAUAGUAAUUUGUUAUGCAGGAAAAUAAAGAAGGGUAGGGUGGCAAAGAGUGGCAGAAGAAUGUUGAAAUGGAGUUCCAGAAGAAACCUGGAAAAAAUGAAGGAGAGAGUCACCUGGAUCCUUCAGGGAAGAGUGAGUCCAGCCACUGCUAAUGCACAGGUGCUAGAAUCAGGGCUCUUGGCCUGUCUCAGGAAUAUCAAGGCUAGCAGCAAAUAGCUACUCAGUGGCAGAGGACCAGGGAGAAGGAAAUCAGAGAGGUUGCUAGCAGGUCAGGGAGGAGAUCAGGUAGGGCUUUGUAGGCCAUGGUAAGGACUUCAGGUUUCAUCCCAAAUGAGAUGGAAACCCCUAGAGAGUUUCUGGUGAACAAGUUACAUGAACUUUGUUACAUGUUAAGGUGAGUCUAUGAAUGAGUUGGGGGCAAUGACAGAAGCAGAGAGACCAGUUAGGAGCCUAUUGCAAUAACCCAGGCUUCUUAGUUUGUUCCUGCUGAUAUAAUAAAAUACCAUAGGCUGGGUAAUUUAUAAAGAUCAGAAAUUUAUUUCUUACAGUUAUGAAAGGUUGGAGAGUUCAAGAGCAAGGUGCUGGAACAUUCACAGUCUGAUAAGGGUCAGUUCUUCAUAGAGGGCACCAUCUAUGUGUCUUUGCAUGGAGGAAGGAGCAAAAAGGCUCCCUCAAACCUUUUAAAAAAUCUAUUUAUUAUAGUGUGGGAGACUGAACCCAGGGUCUCAUGCAUGUAAGGCAAGCACUCUACCAACUGAGCUAUAUCUCCAGUCCCCCUUGAGCCUUUUUUUAAAGUACCACUGAUCCUGUUUGUAAGGGUGGAGCCUCACAUCCUAAUUACUUUCCAAAGGCUCCAUCUUUUACUACCAUCCAUUGAGGGUUAGAUUUCAACAUGUGAAUUUUGGGAAGACACAAACCUUCAGACAGUAGCACCAGGUGUGACCAAUCAUAAUGAUUAGGAGUGGUGAAAGAAGAUGCAAAAUUGUUGGACUCGGAAUAUAUUUGAAAUACAAGAAAGAACAGUGCAUGCUGAGGGAUUGGAUGUGGAUUGUGAGGGGGAGAGGGAAUGGAAGAUGGAUGAUUCUAAGAUUUUUCAUCUGAGCAGCUACAGAAUGGGAGUGAAAGAUCAGGAGUUUAUGCAUGAAUCGGAUGUGUUAACCUUGAGACAUUUAUUAGGUAUACAAGUGGAGACAGUGAGUACUACUUGGGUGCAUAAGGUGGGAGAGAGUACUGGGCUAGAGAUGCCACUUUGGGAACAGCAGAAUUUAGAGCGGUGGGACUGGCUGGGAUCACCUGGGAGUGAAUAGAAAUACUAGAAGUGGUCUGAGAGCUGAACCCUUGGGCUUUUUGAAGUUUAGAGGUCAAAAAACAAGGACAGUAAAGGAGACCGAGGAAGAGUAGCUGGAGGAGAAGACAUCAGAGAAUGGUAUCUCGGUGAGAAAGGAAGUAGUGUCUGCCUCAAAUGCUGUUAUAGGGUAAGAUGAGGACUAAGAAUUGACCACUGGAUUGACCACAAGCAGCAGUGUCAUUGGAGUAAAGGCCAGGAAAGCCAAUUAAGCACAUAUAGAGCCAGACAAUAGAUACUCUGUUGGGGAGGCAAAACUUCUUUUUACUUUCCUAGGUCCUGUGGUUGGCCUAAGAAUCAAAAUGACUUGAAAGAGAUUAAUAGAAGGAAAGCAUACAAAUUUUAUUUAAUGUUUUUACUUGUAUGUGGGAUUCCUCAAAAGGAAAAUUUAAAAAAGCCUUCAGGCUCUAGGCACAGUAGUAUACACCUGCAAUCUCAAGAACUCUGGAGGCUGAGACAGAAGUUGGAGGACAUCUUUAGCAAUUUAGUGAAGUCCUAAGCAACUUAGUGAGACCCUGUCUCAAAAUAAAAAGGGCUGGGAUGUGGCUCAGUAGUAAAGCACGCUGGGUUCACAUCCCCAGUACCAAAAAAAAAAAAAAAAGCCUUUAGACCAUAAUGCUUAUAUUAAAUUUUAUAUGAAAAAUAAAAAAAAAAUUGUGCUAACAUGAGAAGAGAAAGGGGCUUGGAACAGUGACCAGGAAAUAAUAUGGAACAUAAUGGGAGGCUUUGUGUGUACAGAUCCAUUUUGGCAUUGACUCCCAGUCUCUGAAGAUAAGAAUGUUUUCUUCCUAGCAUAGGAGGCUACCUUUCUUGUGGGAAAUUUUAUGACCUGCUUUUAGGUAGAAAGGAGGAGGUCAGAGACCCUUCCUGCAACUGCUAUUUCUCAAGUUUCAUCAACUUAAAAUAAUCAAUAUGCCAAAGCAGCAUAUUUUCGGUGGCAUGAUCUGAACUUCUCAAAGUCUUUUGAGGAGUUGUACUGUAAACAUCAGGAUAGUAGCUGGUGAGAGUGAGAUCCCCCUGCCCUCCUUGAGACCCAAGUAUUGGCCUUUGUUUCUACUAGUGUCUCUUUUUUCUUUAAUUAUUAUUACUAUCUUACCUUAUUGAUAUUAAUUAUUGCUAAAAUGUUCUCUUAAUGUCAAUAUUUAUAGAAAAUGAUUCCUUGUCAUCUUUCAAUCCAUGUCAACUGAAUCAUGUACUGUGUCUUGCAUAGGUGUUAGAUGUACCAGCUUGUAUUUCUUCAGAAUUUUCACUAACAUAUUUGUGAUGUUUUGGGUGUUACAUAUUUUAAAAUAAAUUUAGCCAUUACUUUAA